Messenger RNA from Cervus elaphus (red deer), 4072 nucleotides. RefSeq names its product ALG13 UDP-N-acetylglucosaminyltransferase subunit (gene ALG13). The record is from RefSeq and is a predicted model, not a curated record. Gene Ontology annotation, molecular function: hexosyltransferase activity. Gene Ontology annotation, biological process: dolichol-linked oligosaccharide biosynthetic process. NCBI's taxonomy places the organism in Eukaryota, Metazoa, Chordata, Mammalia, Artiodactyla, Cervidae.
CGUCACAUCCGGCCCUUGCGAUUCGGGGUUGCGGAACCCGCGCGAUGAAGUGCGUUUUUGUUACUGUAGGGACCACCAGCUUUGACGACCUCAUUGCGUGUGUAUCGGCGCACGACAGUCUGCAAAUAAUCCAGAGCCUCGGUUACAACCGACUUGUCCUACAAAUAGGUAGAGGAAAGGUGGUACCUGAACCAUUCAGUACUGAGUCAUUCACUUUGGAUGUUUACAGGUACAAGGAUUCACUGAAGGAAGACCUUCAGAAAGCAGAUCUUGUUAUUAGUCACGCAGGUGCAGGAAGCUGUUUGGAGACUUUGGAGAAAAGAAAGCCACUUAUAGUGGUUAUAAAUGAAAAGUUGAUGAACAAUCAUCAACUGGAAUUGGCAAAGCAGCUACACAAAGACGGGCAUCUCUUCUACUGUACCUGCAGGGUCCUGACUUAUCCUGGGCAAGCCACCUUUGCUUCUGCUCGUGAGAAGUGCCAAGAUUCUGCAGCGCUGACUCCAACUGCCUUCUCAUGCCUUUCCGGAUACCUGGAUAAGCAAGCCCUUGUCACUGCUACCUAUCCUUCCUGCGCUCUGCUUUUUCCUUCUUGCCACACGUGUGUUCCCCUCUCCCCCUGCCCACCUCUAUCCCCGUACACAAUGCAUAAAGGAUGGAAAAAGUACUGCGGCCAGAAGUCUCUGAAUGAGGCAUCAAUGGAUGAAUAUUUAGGCAGCUUAGGGCUGUUUCGAAAGCUGACUGCCAAGGAUGCCUCUUGCCUCUUUCGUGCUAUUUCGGAACAGUUGUUUUGCAGCCAGGUCCAUCACUUGGAAAUCAGGAAGGCUUGUGUCUCAUAUAUGAGAGAAAAUCAACAAACUUUUGAAUCUUAUGUGGAGGGAUCUUUUGAGAAAUACCUGGAACGGUUGGGAGAUCCCAAGGAAAGUGCUGGCCAGCUGGAAAUAAGAGCUCUUUCUCUAAUUUAUAAUCGGGAUUUCAUUCUUUAUCGCUAUCCUGGCAAGCCUCCAACUUAUGUCACAGAUAAUGGCUAUGAAGACAAGAUUCUACUCUGCUAUUCAAGUAAUGGUCAUUAUGAUUCAGUGUACUCAAAGCAAUUUCAGUCAAGUGCAGCUGUUUGUCAAGCUGUAUUGUAUGAAAUUCUCUAUAAAGAUGUGUUUGUUGUGGAUGAAGAAGAGUUGAAGACUGCAGUUGAGUUGUUUCGAAGUGGUUCCAAGAAGAAUAGGAACAAUGCUGUGACUGGCAAUGAGGAUGCCCAUAUUGACUACAAGAAUUCAACUCAAGAUAGGACUGAAGAGUGGGGUGCCUGCUGCAAUGUUGAAAAUAUACCAGAGGGGUACAAUCAAGGAACAGAAGAAACAAAGUCUCCAGAAAAUACAUCAAAGAUGCUCUUCCCCUAUAAGGUGCUCAAAGCCCUGGAUCCAGAAAUCUAUCGUAAUGUAGAAUUUGAUGUUUGGUUGGACAGCAGAAAAGAACUUCAAAAAUCUGAUUAUAUGGAGUAUGCUGGGAGACAGUACUAUUUGGGAGACAAAUGUCAGGUUCGCUUGGAAUCAGGUGGAAGAUAUUAUAAUGCUCAUAUUCAGGAAGUUGGAAAUGAAAACAGUUCAGUAACAGUAUUCAUUGAAGAGCUGGCAGAAAAGCAUGUUGUUCCACUAGCUGAUUUAAAACCAGUUACCCAAGUGACACCUGUUCCUGCCUGGAAUGCUAUGCCCAGUAGGAAAGGAAGAAGUUACCAGAAAAUUUCUGGGGGCUACAUCCCAGAAAUAGCUAUGUCAGAGAUGGACAUGAAGCAACGGAAGAAGAUGUUCAAGAAAGUUAGAGGGAAAGAGGUUUAUAUGACUAUGGCUUACAGCAGGGCAGAACCCCUUCUCCCACCCAGGCUUCAGCACAGUAUGCAUUAUGGGCAUGACUCUCCAAUGCACUACUCACAGACAGCUGGCAAUGUUAUGUCUAAUGAACAUUUUCAUCCUCAACAUUCAUCUCAGAGACAAGGUCGGGGAUAUGGGAUGCCCAGGGAUUCAUCUCGCUUUAUAAACAGGCACAACAUGGCAGGCCCUAAAGUUGGUUUUUACCCUGGUCCAGGUAAAAGGUGCUGCCAGAGCUAUGAUAACUUCUCCUAUAGAUCUCGUUCCUUUAGACGUAGUCACCGCCAGAUGCAUUGUAUGAAUAAGGAGUGCCAAUUUAGCUUUGCUCCAGAGAAUGGACAGAUGCCCAGGGGCUUGGAAGAAACCAUUACUUUUUAUGAAGUUGAAGAAGGGGAUGAGACUGCGUAUCCAGCUUUACCUAAUCAUGGAGGGCCCUCUACAAUGGUUCCUGCUUCUUCGAGAUACUGUGUUGCAAGGCAAGGACAUAGCUCAGGCAAACAGCCUUUGAAUUCAGAGGAGGGUGAUGGCCAGAGUGACGGUGGGGGAUAUCAUGAAGAAUAUAUUUAUCCUUCAGAACCAGACUAUGAUACUUCAGGUGUUUAUAGCACAGCUGAAUCUACUGCAAACUUGUCUCUUCAGGCUAGAAGACCAUGUUCUGUGCCUCCUCAGGACACAGUUACCUCAUACAACUACCCCCAGAAGGUGAUGGUAAAUUCUGCAGCAAUUGCAGCUUCCUGUGCCAAUAAUGUUCCAGCUCCAGUCUUACCUAACUGUGCAGCCGCUAAUCAAGCUAGUAGUACCACUUCAGUUUCCUCACAGAAUGCUAUACAGCCUCUAUUUGUAUCUCCACCUACACAAGGCAGGCCAGUGUUUGCUUCACCAUCCUAUCCAUACCUCUCUGCUCCUAUUCCUGCUGCUGCUGGCCCUCUACCACCUCCACCUCCUCCACUACCACCACCACCCCCUCCUCCUCCUCUUGAGGUAGGAGAGGCUUCAAACUUAGCACCACCACUUCCACCUUAUUCCUGUGAUCCAAGUGGCAGUGAUCUGCCUCAAGAUACAAAAGUUUUGCAGUACUAUUUCAAUCUGGGAUUACAGUGCUAUCACCACAGCUACUGGCACUCCAUGGUCUAUGUGCCACAGAUGCAACAGCAGCAGCUUCAUGCAGAGAAUUAUCCAGUCUAUACGGAGCCGCCACCUCUAGUAGAUCAAACCAUUCCUCAGUUAUACAGUGAGGUGGAGAGACAAGAUGGCACACAGGCAGAAGUAUCAGCAAAUGGUACUUUUCCAAAUGCUGACCCUGCAUCUGUCCCUCAUGGAACAGUGUAUUAUCCAGUGAUGUCAGAUCCGUAUGGGCAGCCACCUUUGCCAGGUUUUGAUUCCUGCCUUCCUGUUGUGCCAGAUUAUCCCUACUUUGCUCCCUGGCAUCCAGUUAGUGCAGCGUAUGGUGGUUCUCCGCAGAUUCAUGGUGCUAUGAGUCCUGGGCCGCUUGGCUAUAUUGCUGCCCCUCCCUCAGCUUCUCAUUAUGUACCUCAGAAUAUGUAAGAUUCACAGUAUGAAGUAUUCUUGCACUGCCAUCUUUCUUGCUAUUUUGGCUUUAAAAAGUGUUUUAUGUUAGUGUUUAAGUGAUUUAGGGUGGUUAGAGUGGUUACUAUUGUGUCUGUCUUUAAGAUUAUUUUAUCUUUUGAUUUAAAAUAGUACUUUAAAAUGAAGGAGUAUUUCUUUGGGUUGCGAAUAACGAAAUUGAGAUGAAUGUACAACUAACCCCAUAUUUGAGCACAUUUCAUUGUAUUUAGUUGUUUUCCUUUCAGCCAGCUUGUCAGCUUUAUAUUAGUUGAUGGUACCAAUUGAUAAAAUGAAUAAAUCAUACGAACUGUUUCCUUGGUUCAGAUGUCACACAUCAUAUUAAACAAUGCAAAAUUGGAAAGCCUUCUACUUUUUUCUAAAAAAUGAAGCAAAACCAAGAGCAUUUGCUUGUGGGUAACUAACUUAAUGAUAUUAAAAGAGAGAGCUCUUCAGGUUUCUUAAGAAUCGUCUGACCUGAGUUGCAUUCUAUGAUAUUAACCAAUUUUGAAGGCACAUGGUGCUCUGCUUUAGAUUUAUCCCAUAUGCUAUUGUUUAAUAUUAGAUUUAUGUAAUUGUUUUACUGCACAGUAUUGAUGUCCUUUGCACAGUUAGCAGUAAAUAAAAAUUAGCAUUUAAAAUUGCUAAAA